CGCCUGAUCCCAACCUGCGACUGCUCAUUACCGACUUUGGCUUGUUCUCGACUACGCUUCUGCCUGAUCCCAACCUGCGACUGCUCAUUACCGACCUUGGCUUGUUCUCGAUUACACUUCUGCCUCAUCCCAACCUGCUACUGCUCAUUACCGACCUUGACUUGUUCUCGACUACACUUCUGCCUGAUCCCAACCUGCGACUGCUCAUUACCGACCUUGACUUGUUCUCGACUACACUUCUGCCUGAUCCCAACCUACGACUGCUCAUUACCGACUUUGGCUUUUUUACUGACCAUGCUUUCGUUUGAUCCUUACCUGCUUAAUACGCUACUGGACCUCUGCUUGCUCACCUCCUGGUGAGUCCGCUCCUCCACCACUGUGACCUGCCUGUGUACCUAUCCUGCUGGUUUCAGCAACUGGUCUUCGAGCCGGAUCCCUGACCGUGACAGACUGCUUUAGACUUUUCCUCAUGAUAUUGGAUUUAUGGCUUCAG
Staurois parvus is the source of this 493-nucleotide messenger RNA. NCBI's taxonomy places the organism in Eukaryota, Metazoa, Chordata, Amphibia, Anura, Ranidae. The record is from the annotation of a GenBank genome assembly.